Messenger RNA from Gloeophyllum trabeum ATCC 11539, 1659 nucleotides. RefSeq names its product cobW-domain-containing protein. The transcript has 5 exons. NCBI's taxonomy places the organism in Eukaryota, Fungi, Basidiomycota, Agaricomycetes, Gloeophyllales, Gloeophyllaceae. The record is from RefSeq and is a predicted model, not a curated record. Bases 1 to 1659 code for a protein of 552 amino acids.
AUGACUGAGACGCACGAAAAAACCAACAGCGAGCAGAAGCUCCUCUCCGUCACCGUUCCGUUCUCUCCGGCUUCCUGCGGUAAAACGACGUUGCUGAAGCACAUCCUCCAGUCCAACACCCAUGGAUUCAAAAUUGCCAUCAUCGUCAACGACAUGGCGGAAGUUAAUAUCGACGGCGCGCACGUGGCACGGCUCUCCACGAAAGAAGACAAGGGCAACCUUGUGCAGAUGCAGAACGGAUGCAUCUGCUGCACUGUGCGCGGAAAUUUCCUCGUCGAGCUGGCGAAAAUGGCCUGGGGCGGGGAAUUCGACUACGUCCUGAUCGAGAGCAGCGGUAUCAGCGAGCCGCAACAAGUAGCCGAAACCUUUACACAAGCGUGGAGCGAGGAGAUGCUCGACAUCCCCGAAGAGAUCCGGGGCAGCGACCGUGAAAUCAUCGAGCGAAUCGCCAAGAAGGGCGGCCUCGAGAAAAUCGCCAAGAUCGACACGAUGGUCACCGUCGUCGACGCCUUCCGUUUCUUCUCCGAGUUCAACACCGGCGAGUUCCUCACGGACCCCUUCGGGCGCGAGGAGGUGCCCGCGGAGGACGAGCGCACCAUCUCCGACCUCAUGGCCGACCAGAUCGAGUUCGCGAACGUCAUCAUCAUUAGCAAGACCGACAUGGUCGACAAGGCGACCAAGGAGCGCGUGAAGGGGUAUAUCAAGGUGCUCAACCCGAAGGCGAAGGUGAUUGAGGCGAAGCACUCGAAGAUCGAGGCGCAGACGAUGCCCGGCUGGUUGACGAGUCUGCAGGAGAUGCUCAUCAUGGAUGCGGGCGGGAGGAAGCGGAAGACGCCCAAACCGGAAACGUUGGGGUACAACAUUGGCAGCUUCGUCUACCUGGCGCGCAAACCGUUCGACCCGGUGAAGCUCUACAAACUCCUUGCGGGCAAGUUCGUUCUCAUUCAGCCAGACGGAGGAGACGACGAGGACGAGGAAGGUGAGGAUGGCGAAGGCGGCAAGGAAGCCAACGGCGACGUGGACGGCGAUGAAGAGAUGCCUCCCGCCGACGCACCCAAAGUUACCCCCGCAAAACGCAAAGGCGCUCCCGAGCCCGAGCCCGAGGAGGAAGAGUUGGACGAAGAGGAAGACCCUUUCUUUAAGUCCCUCCCGCGCGACCCGAUGGAAAUCGUCGCCGCCAAGGCCGCGGACCCGCUCUGGGCGAAGAUGCACCGCUCGAAGGGCUGGCUGUGGUUCGCGACGCGAUUCAAGCAGGCGGGCUCGUGGAACACGGCGGGCGCGAUGCUGCGCGUCGAGUACGAGCAGGAUUGGUUCUGUGAGGUACCCGAGGAGGAGUGGGUGUUCGACGAGGACGUCAAGGCCGCGGUGAUGAAGGACUUCGAGGGCGAGUGGGGGGACCGCCGGCAGGAGAUCGUGUUCAUCGGCGAGGGACUGAACGAGAAGAAGGCGCUCGACGCAUGCUUGCUGACGGACAAAGAGUUCAAGACGUGGGAGCGGCUGAUGCGAAGGAAGGAUAUCGAUCUGGAAAAGAAGGAGGAGAAAUUGAGUGAGUGGUGGGAUGAUUCGUAUUGGGCGGAGUGGACUGUGCCGGAGCAGGACGAGGAGAAGGAGGAAGGACCGGCUUACGACCACGCUGCCCAUCCCCACCGCCAUCGUUAG